Molecule: messenger RNA, 792 nt
Organism: Penicillium soppii
Lineage: Eukaryota; Fungi; Ascomycota; Eurotiomycetes; Eurotiales; Aspergillaceae
Exons: 2
Coding region: 1-792 (263 amino acids)
Source: RefSeq, a predicted model, not a curated record
AUGUUCGCAACAUCCCCCCAAACCCCAUUCCGCCAAACACGCCACUACACACCAACCCACCCAUCCCCUCUCGGCAUCUCAGCACCACAAUGGACAAUGACACCGCCACACACCCACAAUCCUAAUACUAAUCCCAUCCACUUCAACAUCCGCACCGAACCGAUCCCACGCCACGCGCAGAACCACGCUUCCCCAGUCCCAAUGCCGCACGUAGCCUCGGCCUCAGCCUCAACAACACCAACAUCAAUCUUUGCGCCCUUCGCGUCACAUCCAAACGCACACCCCUCCUCCCCGACCUCUCCCUCGCGCCACCCCAAAUCGAAAUACGAAGCGCGCUACGCAGCCCUCUCAAACCCCAUGAAAGACGCGGCUGGCCUCGCGCGCUCAAAAACCCGCAAAAUGUUCCUCAAUCGCGUGAAGGGGGAGCGGGACGCGGGGCGUUUCGAGGCGCGCGGAGAGCAGAUGAUGCAUAUGGAGCAUCUUGCUGAUCGGCGGCGGUGGGAGGAGAGCAUGGCGCGGGAGGGUGAGGGGGUUAUUGGGGAGGUGGAGAUUGCGGAGGAGGAUGAUAUGCUUCCUGAUUAUGGGGAUGCUUUGGAUGAGUUUAUUUCGCAGGAGGAGGCUUUGGAAAUGGAGCUUAGGGAAGCGCAGGCGCAGGCGCAGAUUGGAGUUCAUGGGAGUGUUGAGCGGCUGCGUGCGACUGGGACUGGGAAUGAGGUUCCGUUCAGUGAUGAUGAUUAUGAUGAUAUCUUUAUGGGGUUACAGGAGCAGUCUCAGGAUAUGGAUAUGUCGUGA